Messenger RNA from Uranotaenia lowii, 1965 nucleotides. Its product is annotated as trichoplein keratin filament-binding protein-like. The record is from RefSeq and is a predicted model, not a curated record. Gene Ontology annotation, cellular component: keratin filament. Lineage: Eukaryota; Metazoa; Arthropoda; Insecta; Diptera; Culicidae. The transcript has 3 exons. Bases 211 to 1788 code for a protein of 525 amino acids. Gene Ontology annotation, biological process: apoptotic process.
UAUAGGAUCCCAGGAGGAAAGAAUCUUGCAAGCCAAACAACCUGAUUGUCCUGCCCAGUUAUGAAGCUACCACGCUAGUGCCUCGAGAAAAUUUGACAACACCAUUUUAUGUUUAUUCAGUCCUGAUAUACAAGUGAGAAAUAUCGAUUCGAAUACUACCUAUGCGCCAAAGGACUGGGAGAAAAUACGCCAAGGAGCUGCAUAAUUCGGAUGUACAAACAAUGGAAUUUUCAAUGCCGGUCGCAUAGAUCGUCGAAUCCGAAACAGGAAAACAUGAAGUGUGCCAAACUGCAGGCCGCCCUGGCCAAACGCCGUGAGGCCGAGCAGCUUAAGAUCCAGAAGUCGGCAGCCGUCGAGCGGUACUACGACCAGUGGAAUCGCAUCACAUCCCGGUACGAAUCUUGGAAUUCGCCCGAGUUCUACCGCCAAGGUGAGGAAGCCCAGCGCAAGAAGGAUGAACAGGCCAAAAAGGAAGCGGAAGCGGCCGAACGGCGUGAGAAACUUCGCAUACAGCUGCAACAGGAGAAGGACAACUUCCAGCAGGAACUCAAAGAAAAAUUCCGUCCCAAGCCGAAACCGAUUCCAACGGAACUGCUUGAGGGUAUCAAAGGUCGGCUGAACGACGUUGACGAAGCCAAAAAGCGGAUGGAUCUCGAAGCCCGACUGUACACCAAAUGGCGAAUGGGAUACGAUCGGGAUGCGGUUAUUCUGGAUUCGAAAAAUUCUCACCAAGCAAUGGCAAAACUGAACUGGUUGGACCGGCAAGUGGAAAUGCAACUCGAAAGUGAGAAGCAAAAUAAAGAGAGUCAAGAAAGAGAGCUGCGCCUACAGGAGGAAGCUCGUCGGCACGAGGAGCUAAUCUUGGAAACUAAUCGACUUAGAGACCAGCAAAUCAAAGAACUAAGAGGUAGUCAGGAGACGCACAUGAACGAAUUGAAGAGUCGUGAGCAAGAAAUGAACGAAGUCAAGAUCUACGAGAUGCGUUUGCGCACAAAGAAGGAGGAAUUCGAAAAGGAGCUUGAUCAGUUACAUUUGUACAACGAUCGACGAAGAGAUCGUAUCGUGGCCAUGCAUAACUUACGUCGUAUAAAAAUGUUGCUCCGUGAACGAUCGGAAUCGGUUCGCAACGACCUGAAGCAUGAUCUGCAGCUGCUUCAGCGGAUUUCGAUUGACAAUCCGGAAUCCAACGAUGCCAUCAACUAUUUGCGCAAGAAAUUUCAACUGCAGUACGAUUUGGAAGUUGAUCAGCAAACAAUGAUCGAGAACAUGUACGAAUCGGAGGCCAAGCACAACCUGGCCAAAUGGGAAGAAAAAUGGAACGAAGAAGCCCUGAUACGGGAGCAACAACUUCGAUGCAUGUUGGAAGAUCGCAUAGUGGAUUUUGAAGCUAAACUCAUAAACUGUGCUCAACGCCAAAGAGAUUUGAUAAAUAUUCGAGAAACUCACAUCAACGCCCUGGAAGUCACCAACCAGCAACUGAAGGAGUUGAUGAGCGAUAAGGCCAACGACAACGCUGUCAUAAGCUCGUCGAACCAGAUCCGGGAACUACUGGGUCAGAUGGAUAACGGCACGACGACGGCAGCAGCAACUAGGCAACCACCACGUCCCGAAAGUCGACCUUCGACGCAAAAUUCCCAUCGCAGCUCCACCUUCAGCAGCAUUUUUCCCUUCGAUGAUAUCAACAUAAGGGAUCUGACGCUGGCCGAGAAGAAGGGCACCAGUAGCCGGGAAGAUUCGCCGGUUUUGCAGGUGCCUCGCUUCGGACGAAAGAAAAUUGCUUGGUGUUAAGUGUGGAGUGUUCAAUUUAAAGCGAAACUAAACAAAUGCCUUACUAGUCUCUAAGGGUUUUGCUCAAAGACUCAAAGAAUUGUGUUCUAUAGAUUUACACCGAAUUUUACCGACUUUUGGCGGACGACUUUUUACAGCGAGGAGUAGCGAUAAGAAAAUAAAUCGAAAUAUAUUUCA